AGGCAGAUAUGUACACGAACUGUCAACAUGGCCAAUCCUUUAAGAUAUGAAGUGUUGAAUCUUUACAAAAACCUGCUGUAUCUCGGGAAGGAAUAUCCCAAAGGGGGAAACUACUUUCGAAUCCGACUGAGAGCAGCUUUCUUAAAAAACAAGGACGAGAAGGAUCCCGAAAAGAUCAAACAACUCAUUGCCCGGGGAGAGUUUGUUAUGAAAGAGCUGGAGGCUUUAUACUUCCUCCGAAAAUAUCGAGCGCUGAAACAACGUUACUACGAGGACGACAGCAAGUGAUGUACAGUACCAUUUGAAAGGCCUGCCCAGGAGUGAUUAAUUAAAGCGUGGGGGGUCCAUCUGUAAUAAUAAUAAAACUUUGCCUUUGGAAUGAAA
Messenger RNA from Elgaria multicarinata webbii, 384 nucleotides. RefSeq names its product electron transfer flavoprotein regulatory factor 1 (gene ETFRF1). The transcript is spliced from 2 exons. Gene Ontology annotation, cellular component: mitochondrion. NCBI's taxonomy places the organism in Eukaryota, Metazoa, Chordata, Lepidosauria, Squamata, Anguidae. Gene Ontology annotation, biological process: respiratory electron transport chain. The coding region runs from base 28 to 288 and encodes 86 amino acids. The record is from RefSeq and is a predicted model, not a curated record.